CUUUUGGGUAUGAAUUAAAAAAUAAACACAUACUAUUUCAUUUAAAUAAAUUUGUGUGUUCUGAAUAUCCUUAUGUUUGUCGUUAGAUUCAAAUUUUGGACGAUAUUUAUAGAUAACGUAGAUAAAAGAAUGUGAGGUAUAGAAUGAAUGAAUUGAUAAGGAAUAGGAAAAAAAGUUUAAUUGGUAUUGUCGAUUGAGAGCAUGAUGGUUGUGGAGAAGGUUCCAAAUGAGAUUGAAGUGAAUAAGGAACUAAUAGAGAAAAAAGAACAUGGAAAAGCCAACUUUGAAACUGCAAUAAGAGCCACAGGAUUCGGAAAAUUCAAUGUUUUACUCCUGCUGACAUCAGUUCCAACAUGUUGGGCUUCAAUUUUUCAACUGACAACGAUUUCCUAUGUUUUUCCUGCUGCUCAGUGCGAUUUGAAGUUAAGUUUGGAAGAUAAGGGAAUGUUAAGUGGUGUUACUUUCGGAGGUAUGAUGUUCAGUGCCUUCCUAUGGGGAUUCUUGUAUGACACUUAUGGAAGAAGGAGUCUUCUGACGAUAGGAUAUUUUCUGGAUGCUUUGUUUGUGAUACUCAGUAGUUUUGCUCAAAGUAUUGAGUUUCUAAUGAUGACAAAAUUCCUAGGGGGCUUCAUAAUAAGCGGACCUUUCGCUGCAUUGGCCACGUAUUUCUCAGAAAUGCAUGACUCAAAAAAUAGACCAAGAGUACCUUUUAUAAUGGGUAUAUUUUAUGCAUUAGGAGGUAUCUAUUUACCGUUGUUGGCAUCUCUGAUUUUACCACUGAAUGUACAUUGGAAAAUCGGCGAGAACUUAGUACUAAACUCAUGGGGUAUUUUUCUUCUGAUCAAUGCUAUACCUUCAAUUUUGAGUGGAUUAAUUUUUUGUUUUCUUCCUGAAUCUCCAAAGUUUCUUAUGUCUAUGGGAAGAAAUGAAGAAGCUUUGAGCGUAUUUCAAACAAUUUAUUCUUUGAAUACUGGAAGAAAAAAGACUUCGUUUCCUAUAAAAGAGCUCAUAAUGGAGAAACCAAAAAGCCUUGAAGAUAGUCAAGAUUCUUUCUUAGUGAGUAGAUACAAGCAACUCCGAGAACUUUUUGAGCCUAAACUGUUGAAGAUCUUCAUACUCGUAUGCUUUCUUCAAAUGUUUAUGACAACAAGCUUCUUUACAUUGAGAAUAUGGAUGCCGCAACUUUUUCAAGCAAUAAACGACUAUAAGUUCAUCAACAAUGGCACAUCUUCCAACUUAUGUGAUAUGUUGACAGUUUUGAAGCGUGCCAAGACGACGAAAGAAUGUUUUGUAAACUUCGAGAAUUUCGAGGUUUACAUUAAUUCAAUGAUUGUUUGCAUCACAAGUAUGGCUGGAUAUUUUGUUGCUGGAGGACUUAUCAAUUUGAUCGGACAAAAUAAAUUGUUAGGUAUCAUCAGCUUUAUAUCUGGGUGUUCAGCUCUAGGAAUAUAUUAUUCUCCAAAUGGUACUACCGCAACAAUAUUCAUUGCUGCUUGUUCCAGUACUGCUAGUAUUAGUGUUAAUGCAAUAAUAGUGGUCAUUGUGAAUCUCUUCCCAACUACACUCAGAACAAUUGCUUUGUCCUUGACGAUGAUUUUUGGAAGAAUAGCUGUCAUGUUGGGAAACAUGAUAUUUCCAAUUUUGCUAGAGAGUGGAUGCUUACCACCAUUCUUAUCCUUCACAUUCUUAGGGUUUGCAUGUACCAUCAUCACUAUGUUGCUGCCGAAAAAAAAUCUAAAUUUCACAUAAAAACAUCUAUUAGAUGUGUUGGGAAAUAAACAACUGUGAAGUGAUUAUUUAUACGUAGAUCAAUGUGAUAAUCUGAUGAAAAUAAGGAAAAGUAUACGUCUAAACAUAGUAAAUAAUCAAUCAAUUAUUCAAAUUAUGCCCUAGAAGGAAAAAAUCUAGAAACUUGUUUGUCAGGUUCAUCCCAUUAAAAAUAAAAGUUUGGGUUCGGAAUUUGUUGAUAAGUUUGGUAGACAUUUAGUACCUAACUUUCAGUCUUUAGAUAAGAAGAUCUUGACAUUGUAUUCUCCAAGCAGAGUGUAUGAAGUCAAUUUAUACAAAUAGUUCUCAGUGCAAACUUUGAAAAGUGUUUAUAAUCACCUGUAAUUCAAAUGGAAUGUGCUGACUAUAUUAAUACUAUC
This is a messenger RNA of Harmonia axyridis, 2147 nucleotides long. Its product is annotated as synaptic vesicle 2-related protein-like. NCBI's taxonomy places the organism in Eukaryota, Metazoa, Arthropoda, Insecta, Coleoptera, Coccinellidae. Gene Ontology annotation, molecular function: transmembrane transporter activity. The transcript is spliced from 11 exons. The record is from RefSeq and is a predicted model, not a curated record. Bases 202 to 1749 code for a protein of 515 amino acids. Gene Ontology annotation, biological process: transmembrane transport.